This is a messenger RNA of Laccaria bicolor S238N-H82, 753 nucleotides long. RefSeq lists its product as uncharacterized. The record is from RefSeq and is a predicted model, not a curated record. The transcript is spliced from 3 exons. NCBI's taxonomy places the organism in Eukaryota, Fungi, Basidiomycota, Agaricomycetes, Agaricales, Hydnangiaceae. The coding region runs from base 1 to 753 and encodes 250 amino acids.
AUGCACCUUGAGGCUGUGCUGUGGCAUGCAUUAGGGCGUUCCCGCUGUCUCUUGGCUUAUUUCUGUUGCUCAUCGGACAUCAUGCCUGGCAAGCGCCCCCGAGCCAACUCAGAGUCAGAUGCUAUCGACUUGGUUUUCAAAAAGCUCUUCGCCCUGACCGAUGCUUCCAAACCUGCAGCCUCCAUUACUCGGAACACUCUUAAGGAGCUGAAACGUCAGCUGCUCUCUGCAGAAGCUGAAGAGGAGAAGUCCAUACACAAGGCCGCAGAGGACUUCACACUUGAAGAAGCAGUUAUGGACUUUGGCUUGGUGUAUGCCCCCACACUGAGGGACCCUUUAAAGCACCAGUGGGACAUUGAGGCAUUGCCUGACAUCACGACCUUUCAGCCAUCGGCAUGCCUUGCGCAACUCGUCGUAUAUCUUGCAUCUCUUCGUCAAUCCCGCCUCAACCGAGGACGAAGCAAUGCCUCUGUUCAUGGCAUUGCGACAGAUGGUCUCACUUAUGUCUUCGUAACUAUUACACAUGAAGGCAUCCUCAAAGAGAGCAGGCUGUUUAGUCUCGUGCAUGGAUUGCUGUCAACUGUGUUAGGCUGCUUGCAAUACAUCUUGGAGACGACGAUGGCUAUGUGUCCAAAUUUGAUGCCAGAGAGGAGGGCAUUCAAGACAAGCGAGGAGUUGGAGGCAGAGGGUGAUGAUCCGAUUUAUGUGGAUGACUCUCCUCAUCUGGAUUCCGACGAUGAAGAAUGCUACUAA